Messenger RNA from Nematostella vectensis (starlet sea anemone), 801 nucleotides. Its product is annotated as 28S ribosomal protein S6, mitochondrial. Gene Ontology annotation, molecular function: small ribosomal subunit rRNA binding; structural constituent of ribosome. Lineage: Eukaryota; Metazoa; Cnidaria; Anthozoa; Actiniaria; Edwardsiidae. The coding region runs from base 234 to 593 and encodes 119 amino acids. The transcript is spliced from 3 exons. The record is from RefSeq and is a predicted model, not a curated record. Gene Ontology annotation, cellular component: ribosome; mitochondrial small ribosomal subunit. Gene Ontology annotation, biological process: translation.
GCCAAGAAUGCCUAGCACAUUCACCUUUAUGAUGCUGCAGAAAUACUAACCGUGAGAGAUAUACCAUUUACUGUAUUUUGGUAUCGGUUCUUACCAUUUUACAAGCUAUAUAACAUCAUAGUUUGUCUAUUGUGCACUCAUGGAUCUAUAACUGUGAAAAAGACGGAAUUUAGAGACAUUUUGUGGCAUCAAGAAGACAGUGAAGUUUGCGAUCAGUUGGACGGACAGCGGCCAUGCCUCGCUACGAGCUGAUAAUGAUAGCGAGAGUUCUUACUAAGGAGGGGUUCAGUAACAUUUUGAGACAAACCUGCCAGAGCAUUAUUUCAAAGGGUGGAGUCGUCAGAAAAAUUGAAAACCUUGGCCAACAGCAGCUACCGUAUCGUAUGAGGGCACAUGCUGAAUGGCAUACACAGGGGAGAUACUUUUUGCUGGACAUGGAUAUGAAUGCGGAUCAUCUUGAACUUCUUAAGAAUGAACUUAAAAUGGAACCAGACAUCAUUAGACCCUCAGUGGUCAAACUACAGGGCCGUUAUGACUCAAAGCCGUAUGAGCACUCUAUGUUAGAAUGCUGGCAAAGCUAUAGUAAGCCUUAGUGAGGAACCUUUUACCAAGGAAGUGUGGAAGUUUUAAAGAACAACUGACAAACUGUAACAUUUAAGCAAACAUAAAGUUAUAUACAGUAUCUUCCAGUAUUGUCCUACAUAUGUAUACACCUAUUCAAAUACUGUAAGGUUGCACGAUGUGUCUUAACCCACAGUGGUUCAUGGGUAACAAAUAAAUGGCUGAAUUCUGGUCUUAAAA